AUGGAGCCAUCAACUGAAUUAUUUGAUUAUUUCAAUCUAAAUCCAAUUGAUCCAAUAGUCAAUCGAUUCCGGAGCAACAUUGACGAGGGCCGCAACCAAAAAACUGUUAAUCACGCCGAUGAGAUUGAAAACCACACUAGCAAAAAGGCUUUCAAGAUUUAUCUUAAUGCAACUAAUACAAAACUUAUAUGCGACGAAGUUUCUGUCUCCGACUUCAGGGACUUAACUGCAUCGAUCAAGAAACAGGUGAGCGACCGAGAAAUUUUGAAAACCGUCAUCAAUAUAGCAAAAGAACUUAGCAAUGAACUUGAUCCAAUUGCUUUGAUGCGACCUGUACAUUCGACGGUCACUAGACUGAAGAAGACUGGAGAAGUUCCAGGAUAUGACAAGACAACAGCUUCACUUACAGAUGCGCUCAAAUCUGAAACCUCGGGCAAGAUAUACAGAGAUGUCGCUGAAUUCUGGGAAGCCAACUUCAUAACAAAUAAACCAUGGUGUGGGCUAGUGAACCGUAUAUGGGCUAGCUAUCGCGAUAAUGGCCAAUGCGGAAGUGACAACGCUUUCUCGUCAAACAUGGACGAGGAUGCUUGGAGAAGAUGGCUACAUGCAUUUCGAGAUCGAUAUCUGAUUCAAUUAAUGAAAGAAGAAGACUUCACGGAAGUCCAUCAACCUGCCGUGAAAAGAAGGCGAAAUGAUCCACUCGUGCGGAGUAAAUUUUGCCACAAUACAAUACCUAGUCAAUUUAAGGGCGGGAAAAGUAAUAGGAAAUUGGACUUUUUCAUCGAGAGUUCCGAAAUCCCUGAUUGUGAGACUCACAAAUGGACAGAUGUGAGAGUUGUGGGCGAAGUAACAUCAUCAGAGGAACAAAUAGGCGCAAAGUUCAAUCAGCUGAUGAGAUACGCGCGAGAAAUUUUCUAUUCGCAGCCGUUGCGUCGAUUUGUGCAUGGUUUCUGUUUGCACAAAGACCACAUCGAGUUCUGGAUUAUUGAUCGAGCAGGCGCGUACAGCUCUGGAGAAUUCGAGGUACUGAAAACCCAGGAAAUGCUAGUGCGAGGGUUGUCGGCAUACAUGCUCAUGAGUGAUGAAGAACUCGGGCUGGACCCAGUCAUUAGCUACGACGACGCUAACCGAUGUUUCGUGACAUUAACAAAUGACAAUAGCGAAACUGAAAAACUUGAGGUGAUUCCUACGCCUGUUGCUCGACCCGAGACGAUAGUCUCGCGAGGAAGCACCUGCUUCAAGACGAAAGACGAAAAGUAUCUGAUCAAGUUUUCUUGGGGCACCGGUGCAAAAGAUAAUGAAAUCAAAUUUCUCAAUCGUGCCAAAAAUUUAACAGGCGUUAUCCAGAUAGUGAGUUCAGGGAAACUCUAUAAAGUUGCAACACACCGAAAAGGUAUAAAAUUCUCGAAGGAUAAAUUAUGGAUCUUUAUAGCCAAAGACCAAGUCCUCGCCCGCGGCAAACAGGAGACAAUUUUGAAUGAUGAACUUUACGUGAAACGUAGACUAACCUAUGUCAAACUUACGCCGGUCGGACGCCUCAUUCACUCUGCCGUAACGGUUCGGGAGUUUGGUAAGACGAAAGGAAUUCUGAUAGAUUUGGACAUGUCUUCUUUACAUGAGAACGAAAACGAGAAGAAUUUGCCCAGAACAAUAACAGGUACUCCUAUGUAUAUGGCGUUGGAGCUUUUGCGAGCCAUAUAUCAAAAAAAGUUAAAUCUGAAGCAAACAUAUCGUCAUGAUCUCGAAUCUUGUUUUUACGUUCUCAUAGUCGGAUGCAUGACCUACGGUGCCAAAUCAAUGCCGUUUCAAGGUGUUAAGGAGUUGGCCAGGAAUCUUCACGAAAUUCUGUUCGGAAAUAAAGAUAUUGAAUUUGGGUCACCAAAAGAUCCGAAUAUACUAUAUAAUCCCAUAAUUGAAGCUUUUGAUGAAAGUAUUUCGAAACUUGAAGGUAAGAAAGAUUUUCCAUCGAUCACGAAUUGCUUUUCAGCUCUAGUAUAA
This is a messenger RNA of Blumeria graminis f. sp. triticale, 1998 nucleotides long. The record is from the annotation of a GenBank genome assembly. Lineage: Eukaryota; Fungi; Ascomycota; Leotiomycetes; Helotiales; Erysiphaceae.